Messenger RNA from Opisthorchis viverrini, 719 nucleotides. RefSeq lists its product as hypothetical. The transcript has 3 exons. Lineage: Eukaryota; Metazoa; Platyhelminthes; Trematoda; Opisthorchiida; Opisthorchiidae. The record is from RefSeq and is a predicted model, not a curated record. The annotation marks the transcript as partial.
CAAGAUCUUUCCAGUUGGUUCCCUGGUUUAUUGCUCAAAACCGACAAUAAAAAAAUUUUCGACUAUGAUACUGCCACUUUCCUCUCAACUUCGAAAAAAAGCGAUGAUUUGGCACAUCAAGAUUUUGUCCGUCAAAUUGAGGAGGUAACUUCUUAGUCUUUUCGGCUAUCUGUUAGGAUAAUCAAGCUUAUGACUUGGUGGUCAACGGAAUACGAUCGCUUAAAGAAGCUAUGGAUUCAGCGAAGCUUCCAAGACACGAACAAGCAAAGCUCGUUAAUGAUUACAGGCUCUUGAUAGAUCAGGAUAAAAUUUCCUCAAAAUUUUCAAGUUCAACUGGGAUGUCGGUUGAAGAUAUUGGCCUUUUGAGUAAACAGGAUAUCUUUCUUCAUGGGAAACCAAUUACACAGGCACAUGGGAUAACAGGUGCCACUCAAAGCGCUGAAUCCGAAGACGUUUCAAAGCACGUGUCUAAAGAAGGCACACAUAAUCUGACGAAACAAGCAGAACAGUCUAAAACCAGUUGGAAGAUGCGAUGCAAACCACGUAUUUCUGAGCAGAUGGCUCUUAAGGAAGAGUUGAAGAGGAUGCAAUCCACGCAAAACUAUCCGAAAAAUCCACGAUACAAAGAACAAACUUCUGUGGAAGCAACAAAAGAUUCGUUUGUGGCAGAUCCGAAAGCAUUGUGCUUUACGAGUUACUGUGUGGGGGCCUUGUACAAG